CGUACAUCUACUGAUGCAACCCUUCGCAGUAACGGACCAUCACUGAAUCUUCACCUUUACUACUUCUACUCAUAUAGACACCCUGGCUUUGCCCCGCGUCAACGACUUUGCGAUAUUGCCGUGAUGACGACUCCCAUCGCUGACGUGGACGUCCUUGUCAUUGGAGGCGGCAACGCGGGAUUUAGUGCUGCGAUCUCUGCAGCAGAAUCCGGUGCACGUCGCGUCGUGAUUAUUGAUGCUUGUCCCGAGAGCUGGGCCGGUGGAAACUCGUACUUUACGGCCGGUGCGUUCAGGGUUGUCCAUAACGGAUUGCGGGAUCUUCUACCAAUCGUGAACAACGUUGACGAGGCUACCGCGAAUAAAAUCGACUUGGAGCCGUACACGGAAAUCAACUUCAAAACAGACAUGCAACGGAUCUGCGAUGGCCGCUCUGACCCAGAGCUUUCCCGCAUCCUCGUACAAGAGUCCAACGAGGCUGUCAAGUGGCUCGCCACACACGGGGUUCGGUUUCAGUUAUCUUUCAAUCGGCAAGCCUAUGAGAUUGAUAAUCGCAUCAAAUUCUGGGGCGGUCUGUCUUUGAAGACGGAGAAUGGAGGAAAGGGAUUAAUUGAGGAUCACCUCCAAGCAGCAAAAGCGCUCGGUGUCGAGAUAUUUUUCUCCACCGCGGCAAAGCGUCUGGCAAUAGAUCCACGCACAGGCGCAGUUCGUUGUGUUGUCGUCGAGACACCAAAUGGUACCGAGCAAGAAAUCCGGACAGGUGCUGUCAUUUUGGCGGCUGGUGGAUUCGAAGCCAACCCUCGUAUGAGAGCACAAUAUCUAGGCCCCAAUUGGGACUUGGCCAAAGUACGCGGGACACCUUUCAACACAGGUGGAUGUUUGGAAAUGGCAAUUCGAGAUGUCGGCGCUAAACCAGCCGGGAACUGGUCGGGCUGUCACUCUGUCGCCUGGGAUGCGAAUGCGCCUGCUCAUGCGGGUGAUCGUGCCGUUUCAAACGAAUUCACCAAGUCGGGGUAUCCAUUGGGAUUGAUGCUGAACGUUCAUGGAGAACGAUUCGUCGACGAGGGGAUCGAUCUGCGCAACUACACGUAUGCAAUUUUUGGGAGGGCGAUCCUCGCCCAACCGGGUCAUGUCGCUUUUCAAGUCUGGGACUCCCAGACUACACCUUGGCUACGCAGCGAGGAAUACAGAGAUGGGGUGGUGGAGAAGUUAACUGCGUCUUCCGUCGAAGAGCUUGCUCAAAAGUGUUCCCAGCACGGCUUGAAACACCCGGACAAGUUUGUGAACACAGUCUCCGCAUACAACGACGCUGUGGCCGAGUUUCAACGAGAAAAUCCCAAUCAAAAGUGGGAUCCAGCCGUAAAGGAUGGCUUGUCGACUCAGUCCAGCACUUUGUGUCUUCCUCUGGCCAAAUCGAACUGGGCCUUGCCGUUAACACAAGGGCCCUUCUUGGCGGUCAAGGUCACAUGUGGUGUGACGUUCACAUUUGGAGGGCUCGCUGUAGAUCCAGAGACUACAGGUGUCAUAUCAUCAACCACUAAUCGCGUCAUCCCAGGCCUAUACUGCGCGGGAGAAAUGCUCGGGGGUCUCUUCUACGGCAACUACCCAGGCGGCAGUGGGCUUACAUCUGGGACUGUUUUUGGCCGUAGGGCUGGCCGUGCUGCAGCUGUAGCGGUGAAUGCAGCCACUAAUUCAUAGUGAUUUACGACUAGAUUAGUCGAGGUCAAGGCUGGACUAGGGGAAGUGUACCUUGCGCAUGUGGAGGUGGUAGUUGGCGGAAACCUCGGACGGUUGUCGCUGAAGCGAGUAGGUUGCGAUUCGGUAAGGUCCUGGCCGGCGUCAACGAAUGUGGAUGACUACCUAUUUAAGUUGGCAAGAGUCAUGUUCUAUUCGAGUCAAACAUGGGCCCAAUAAGUAACACGUAUCCCAUUAACUAUGACUCCAGAGUUGUUCCGUCAA
Ilyonectria robusta is the source of this 1956-nucleotide messenger RNA. Its product is annotated as FAD binding domain-containing protein. Bases 124 to 1695 code for a protein of 523 amino acids. The record is from RefSeq and is a predicted model, not a curated record. Lineage: Eukaryota; Fungi; Ascomycota; Sordariomycetes; Hypocreales; Nectriaceae. The transcript has a single exon.